AUUUGCAUGGCGGGGUUAUUGUAAAUGGUAGAGGUAAUAUAGUAUGAAUAAGCAUUUGGAAGACGGCGAGCGGCAGAUGCGAACGAGCGAGCGAGCGAGUCGAUCAGUCUGGCUGGUGCAGUAGAGGUGUGCGCUUGGUGCUUGUUACUUGGCGCGUCGUGCUUGGUGCUAGUGCUUGCGCGUCGCUCCCUUACGAGUGUGCGCGCGUGCGGAAUUUCAGCCCCAGCCCCUAUUCGCAAGGCUUCUGCCAUGGCCGAAUAAAAACUGACUCUGGAUGAAAACGGGCCCCGUGCAGCGCGAACUCCUGUAAUGUGACGGGAGUGUACAGUUCCCCAAUAUCGAGAGACGAAUUAUUCAAAAAAAAAAUAAUAACUAUUAACAAAAUAAACCCUCAUCACACAAUCAUGGUUCAGUUGGAUUUCUCUUCCGUUGGGAGCGUGCCCGACGAUGGCGUCGAGGAUAUGACCAGGCUGUCCGCCUUGGACGAAGAAGUCAUCAACAAGAACCUGCGGGUGCGAUACGAAAAGGACCGCAUCUACACGUACACUGGAUCCAUUCUAGUUGCAGUAAACCCUUACAAGGCCAUUGACAUGUACUCACAGAAAUAUGUGGAGAAAUAUCAAGGAAAGAAGAUGGGAAUGGAGGAACCCCACGUCUUUGCACUCGCCGAAGCGGCCUACGUUUCCCUGCAAACCAUACACCAAAGCAAAGGACACAUGAAUCAAAGUUUAGUGAUAAGCGGAGAGAGCGGAGCCGGAAAGACGGAAACAACCAGAUUCAUAUUGCAAUACCUGUGCUCCGUGACCAGCGGCGUCUCCACCUGGGUGGAACAGCAGAUCCUGGAGGCGAAUACCAUUUUAGAAGCUUUCGGAAAUGCGAAAACCGUUCGCAAUAACAACUCGAGCAGAUUUGGAAAGUUCAUGCAGGUAUGCUUCGAUUCACGAUGGAUGAUCGCAGGUUGUAUCAUCCAGGAUUACCUGCUCGAACAAUCCAGAUUAACAUCUCAAGGACCCGGAGAACGUAACUACCACGUUUUCUAUCACCUAAUUGAAGGAGCCAAGAACAAUACAGAGUUAUCCGCUCAUCUGCAUCUUAAGCCGGUCGAGUUUUACAAGUAUCUCAACCAAACCGGAAGCAACAAAGACGACGCCAAGUGCUUGGACAACCUGAUGCUGGCGUUCAACGUGCUCCAGGUGCCGCACAUCAUGUGCAACGGCAUUUUCCAGACCCUCUCCGCCAUCCUUUGGCUGGGAAAUCUCUCAUUUCAAGAUGUGGACGGGGAGAAGUGUGAUAUUACCGAGGAGGAUGAAGAAAUCUUGGGGAUUGUCUCGGAAUUGCUGGGCUUGGAGAAAGAGAGUUUGAAGCAGGUGGUGCUUAUCAGGCAGAUAAACGUGCGCGGAAACAUUACCGAGAUUCCGCUGAAGCUGCAGGAGGCUCGAGAGAAUCGGCACGCCAUGGCGAAGGCCUUGUACUCGCGUACCUUCGCCUGGCUCAUUAAUCACAUCAACACGUGUACGAAUCCAGGUCAGGAUGGAACGCGUUUUCUGGGUGUGCUCGAUAUCUUCGGAUUCGAGAAUUUUGCUGUCAAUUCAUUCGAACAGCUCUGCAUCAAUUACACUAACGAGAAACUCCAUAAAUUCUUUAACCAUUACGUGUUUGCUCUGGAGCAGGAAAUUUACAAGCAAGAGGAAAUUGAUUACAAGCACAUUGCGUUCACCGAUAAUACACUUUGCUUGGAAUUGUUGGAAAAGCCGCCAAGGUGCAUCCUGCGUCUGCUAUCUGAACAAUGUCAUAUGCCCAGAGGAUGUGAUGCUUCGUAUAUAUCCAAUUUACAUGGGGAAUUUGAAAGUCACGAGCGAUAUUUCAAAGGCGACGAUAAGAGAAGAUGGGAACUAGAAUUUGGAGUGAAGCAUUAUGCAGGAGGCGUUCUCUACAAUGUCAAAGGAUUUGUAGAUAAGAACAAGGAUGUACAACAGGACGUGUUCUUUGACAUUCUUUCCAGAAGCAGUUGCGAAUACAUACAGGAUUUGGCUAGCUAUCAAGAUCUAAAUUCUUGCGCUGGUAAAGGAGUUGCUAAUGGUUCGUCGACGGUGUCGAGAGGAACGAGCAAAGGGAAGUUAACAGUUUCUGAUACUUUCCGUCAUCAACUGCAAGCUCUUGUCGAUGUCUUGCAAUCAACAACCCCAUGGUACGUGCGAUGCAUAAAGCCAAAUGCCAACAAAGACCCCAACAAUUACGAUAAUACGUUGGUUCUUGAUCAAUUGAAAUACCUCGGUAUGCUGGACAUCAUUCGCAUUCGCAAAGAGGGUUACCCCAUUCAUAUGGACUUUAACGAUUUCAUUGCCAGAUUUCACUGCCUAUCUAAAAACAGACUGCCUCCUGACGUACGAGCCGCGUGUCAAGCUUUAAUUGAGAGCCACAACGUCCCUAAGAACGAAUGGCAAAUCGGUAAAAGCAAAGUGUUCCUGCGGUCGCACGUGCACGAGCCUUUAGAAGACACGCGAAACAGGAUGCAAGCUUCCAAAGCGAUACUAAUCCAGAAAACGUUCAGACGGUACGUCGCCCAAAAGGAGUACCUGCAGAUUCGUAAAGCCGUGUUGAAGAUACAACACGCCUACAAAGGCUGGAAGAGCAGGAUAGUGUUUCUGAAGAAGCGGAGAGCCGCAAUCGUCAUUCAGAGCCAUUUGCGUGGUGUGUUUGCCAGGGAGGUAGCGGCUGCUCUAAGGGAGAUGAAGAGGGUGGAGGAAGAGAUGCGGAAGCGUGAAAUGAUGGAGGAAGAGAAGAGAAGCAAAGAAUUGGAAUUGGAGAGGGAGGAAAAGGAUAAGCUGGAGUUGGAGCAGAGCGAGCAAGCGGCGGAGAAGGAAAUUGCCGCCUUAUCGCAUAUGGCGGAACAGCUGAAACCGCGCCUGACGGAAACAGCAACGGAAGCCGUUGAUUUAGACAAUUUGUUCGCAUUUUUAUCGGACGUACAACCGCAACCGUUGAAGAGUAAUAAGAUCAUAGAUGAAAUUGGCGAGAAGAUGAACGAGCUCGUAGAGGACCUCGACGUUGAACUGGAGACGGUCAUUCAACAGGAGCUGGAAGGACUAGCGCAAGAGCUGCAUCAGCCGACUCCUCCAAAGAUGGGUCUGCCAUCGCUGCCCGAGCCGACGGAACCUCCACCGCCGCCUCCUCCUGCAACAAACGAACCUCUUCCACCUCCACCCGUUAUCAUCCCAGAAGAUGUGAUCCAAGACAAAUCCUCUAAUGAGCCCAUAUACGAAGCUGUUUUACCGCGCGAUGAUUCAAUCUGUGUAUCGCCGCCGCCACUUCCAGCACCACCCAGAAUCCCAACCGAAUCACCACUACACAGCCCACCUGUCUCUAGAUGCAGCAGCGCAGGGCCUCAAUCAUGGAGAUACAACCAGGAACAAGAAUUGGUGAACACAGAGCGCGAACAGCGCAGGAAAUUCCGUGUGGAGAAGAAACUGCAGGAAUUGACAGAGCAGGAGAAGGAAGCCGUUGUUGAGGACGUCUACCACGAUAUGCUCGAGUUUGCAGAGAACUUUUAUAAUUCGCACGAGAGGAGUCCUGAGGGUACGCUCAUUGCCACUCUGACGAGAAAGCGGCCUAGCUCGGAGAUGAUUCCAAUAUAUGAGAUGCUUACGUAUUACAAAGGAAACAGCAUCCCGAAUUCGCAUAUACAUAUGUACGACCCGGAUAACGUGAAUAUCGCAUGUACCGUUUUCAGAGAUAUCUGCAAAUAUAUACGUGGCGAAUUGAAUAACGAUAGAGAACUGACAGUAAUACAGAGCGUAAUUGGUCAAGCCCUUGAAAGGGAGGAACUCCGUGACGAGAUUUUCGUACAAUGCGUGCGACAAUCUACAAACAAUCCACAGUCCGAUUCGGCAGAAAGGGUGUGGCUUUUGCUGUGCCUUUGUGUCGUCGCCUUUCAACCAUCAAAGAACCUCUAUCGUUACUUUGUCUCAUUCUUGAGGAAGAAUUUAUCACAAGGAGGAAAGAUUGCUCAAUACGUUCAGUGGUGUUUAGAUAAUUGCAAUAACAACAAAGUAACUGUCAGGGAGCAUCCACCGUCGUCUGUCGAAGUGGCGGCUAUGAAGCGACUAGGUACAAUCGUGUGCAGAUUCUUUUUCCUAGACGGUCGAACGAAAGCAAUCGAUGUGCAUCCCACGGAUACGGCUGGAGAUGCAGCCAGGAAAUUGGCUGAACGUCUGGGUUUGCGCACCCUUGAGGGUUGGGCUAUAUACCAAAGCAGAAGUGACGGUGAGGAGCACGUAAGAGCGCAUCAUUUUCUAUACGAUGUCAUAGCUGCUUGGGAAACAAGCCAAAAUAAAUUGAAUCCUCCGAGUGGAUUAGCCACCCUGGGCAGGAGAAGCACUACCACAGUCAGUGGUGGUGAAAAUAGGUUCAUCUUCAAAAGAAGAUUGUUUAGGUCUAGUCGAGAGUUAAGUCAAGAUCCUGUCGAGGUCAAUUUACUGUACGCUCAAGCUGUUCAUAGUGUUGUUAAGAAUGAUGAUUUCCCGGUGACCGAGAAAGUCGCUUUACAGUUGGCCGGUCUACAAGCUCAGGUUGCCCUGGGAGAUCCUAAGGAUAAUAACAAGCUGGAGUAUUACACCGAUAUAGACACAUAUCUGCCUUACAGGAUAAGCAAGACGAGAGGGGACGAUGUCUGGGUCCCUAUAAUAGCUCAAGCGCACAGACAGUACGGCGCCGGACGAACGGAACUCACAGCUAAAGCUCUUUACCUUUCGUGCGUGAUGCAGUAUCCCUUAUACGGUACAACCAUGUACUCUGUUACAUAUCGUGGUUACUGGUCAUAUGGAAAUUCCCUGGUACUAGGUAUCAAUAAUAACGGCAUCAUGCUCAUUAAACCCGACGACAAGUUCGUGCUGAACGAGUACCCUUACCACGAGAUCGAGAGUAUCAUGCUCGACCCAAGCGAUAGCUUCAUCACUAUAACUCUGCAGCGCCACAUGAAUGACUCGAAUCACAAGUGCUUCGUCUUCGAGACAGCGCAAAAGAACGAAAUUGGCUCUUUGAUAGCCAGUUACUCUCCAACUUUAGCAGGCUGGAUCACUGAAUGCGAACAGCCGCAGAAGAAAGUUAAAGCUAUGACCAACGAGGAUCGCAUACGAUUGUACCACAAUCUGGUAAAUUGCCGAAGGGCAUUAGUCGAUAACGAUAUCCUUCGCAAACCAACAGAUGCUUCAGGAAGCUUCCUACGUAACACUCUCAGGCGUCUCAGCAAGCACAAAUUGGAUAAGUUGAGACAAGAGCACGGCGAUAGCGGAGAGACCUACAAAGGCUUCCACUACUCGUUCUGGGCGUUUAGCCGACAGCCCUUGCCGCAAAGCAUCAGUAGAAUACCAGAGAGCGAGGAGCAGAUCAUGAUUCAAGUAUUUCAAAUAGUCCUCACGUACGCUGGAUUGGGACAAAAUGGUGAAGCAAUUCGACGAGCUGAAGACGAGCACGUAACACUAUUACAAUCGAUUCUUGAACGUUGCAUGCGCAAGGAAUCAUUGCUUUGCGAGUUGUAUCUUCAAUUGAUCAAACAGACCACUGAUCAUCCAGACCCAAAUUCGAGAGUUAACUUACGCCAUUGGGCUUUGCUGUCUCUCGCCUGCUCCGUUGUGUUACCUCCUCACAAAGCUGUUCGAAGAUAUUUGAUUGCUCAUCUCAAAAGAUGCAGCUCGGAUUACGUUACCGAGGAGGGAAAGUUUGCUCGUUUCGCCGAGAAGUGUCUGUCGAAGACUCAAGGCACCAGGAGGCGACAGUGGCCACCAUCUCGCGAAGAAAUUCUUUGUACCAUAAACAGAAGGCCAGUUUACGCUAGAUUCCACUUCAUGGAUGGCCAGUAUCACUCUGUUGAGUUUCAUCCUUCGGCGACGGCCCGGGACGUCCUCGAGAGCGUGCGCGACAAGAUCGGUCUCAACUCGAACGCCAUGGGCUAUGCAAUCUACGAGGUGCUCGGCAACUCUGAAAGGAGCCUUGCUGCUGAGGAGAAGGUUGCCGACGUGAUGGCCAAAUGGGAGCGUUACCGUGCCGCCUCCGUCGCAUCCAACAACACGAACACGGCGUCCAAACGCGCCCGCCCUCAGCACCACUUCUUCCUCUUCAAGAAACACCUCUUCAUGGACAACUUCAUCAACCUGAGCGACAAUGUGGAAAAGGAAUUACUGUACCACCAAGUGCUGCAUGACUUGAGGGCUGACCGAUUUCCAAUCACCGAUAAAGAAGCGUCCUUACAUUGGGACGGAGCGGUGAGACGCGAAUUGGCCUCACUGCUUCACGGAAAACUCGAAAACUUGGCGCUUUCAUCUGGCGAAUUCGAAAUGAUGUUGACCGCACUACAAGGUCAACUGGAGCUAGGGGACUGCUCCGAGAUGUUGCACGACUACAGAACCAUCGCGUGCCAUUGUCUUCCAGCCCGUCUUGUGCCAGGUCUUCCUCAGGAGGGCGUAGCCAUGCACCAUCAAUCACUACGAGGGAUGACCGCCUCCGAAGCUAAACAGGCCUUCCUCAACUUAAUCCAAAGUUGGCCUCUUCACAAAGCCACCAUCUUCGAUGUUAUGCAAUCUUUCACCUCGAAUUGGCCACGAGUCCUCUGGUUGGCGGUUGAUCAGAAGGGGCUGCAUCUGUUGGAGCACCGAUCCAGGAACGCUCUCUGCACGUACGAGUACAGCAGCAUCUUGAGUUAUUCUCCUGCUCUAAAUUGCCUGAUGAUCAUCACCGGGAGCGCCUGCAAACAAAGCAAAGUUAUCCUAACCACUGCUCAGGCCUUCCAGAUAGCCACCCUCAUCCGAGAAUACAUGGUGGUGUUGCAGAGCGAUGCAAACGACGCAAAAAGAGCGCAGCAGCAGCCGAGGAGUCGACCGGUCAGCGUCCUUCAUCAGAACAACAUGCUGGUACCGCCUCAGCCUAGCUAGAAAAGGGUCCAUUUCGCUGAUCAAGUGACUGCUGCCGUAUACUGAGCACUUCACACUUCCCAAUUAAGGCAAAUCCACCCAAAUAAUAUUCGCGUUAUUAUAAAUGAGGGACAAAAAGGCGUAUUUUGCUAAGCGAACAACACACGGUAGGACUAAUCGAGGCUAGGACUUAUAGUAAGGAAUAUUAUUUGUUGUAUUUGACGGCAGUUGCAUCAUCAGCGAAACACCUGCAUCACUCUCAAGUUGUCGACCACAAUUAUCUCUCUCUAUCAAUCAAACAAAUAUAAUAUGUUAAAUAAUUAUCCACUAACGGUAGCUUACGUAGCUGAAGUUCAUAAGUAAAGAAUUGGGCAGAUCAGAACUUCAGCUCUUCAGUAAUUGGUUUAGACACUUUAAUAUGUUAUCCAAUAUAGCUAAACAAUUUUUCAAAUAAAUAGUAUAUUCCAGAACGGCCACUGUAAAAUAAAAUUGCAACAAAUGC
Messenger RNA from Nicrophorus vespilloides, 7407 nucleotides. Its product is annotated as unconventional myosin-X. Lineage: Eukaryota; Metazoa; Arthropoda; Insecta; Coleoptera; Silphidae. Gene Ontology annotation, cellular component: cytoskeleton; myosin complex. The transcript is spliced from 17 exons. Gene Ontology annotation, molecular function: ATP binding; cytoskeletal motor activity; protein binding. Gene Ontology annotation, biological process: signal transduction. Bases 405 to 6926 code for a protein of 2173 amino acids. The record is from RefSeq and is a predicted model, not a curated record.